Paramormyrops kingsleyae is the source of this 4170-nucleotide messenger RNA. Lineage: Eukaryota; Metazoa; Chordata; Actinopteri; Osteoglossiformes; Mormyridae. The record is from RefSeq and is a predicted model, not a curated record.
CACUUUUUUUUUUCUUCAUCAACCGAGAAGGAACUACCAGGAACACAAAGUACAGCUACAAAGGCAAAGCAAUACCCGAUAGAUUUAAAGAGAAGGGACCGGGAUAUAGAAGGAGGGUAUUAAUUACAGCACCUAUAGUGAAAGCUGCUGCUUAGCCGAUCGGUGAACCCCGCGGACAGCGGGAGUCGGUUUUCACCAGAUCAAGGAGGAGCAGGAUCUUUGCCCAUUGCAACAGGAGACAUAACGGUGUAUCACCGCCACAGUAAUUAAAGGGGCCUGUUUUCCCCCCAGAAUCCCUUGGAUUGCAUUACUUUUUUCCUAUUUGAAUAGUCACUCCCUGAAUAUUUCGUUUUCUUUUUAGGUUUUCAUAAUGUUAGGCUGUUGAUGAAAAGCCUUCAGUCCUGCGGGGAUUAAUAUGACGUUGCCGAUGUUUGCGACGGGGGAACGGGAGCCGGUGUGGGAACGGGAGCCGGUGUGGAAACGCGGCUUGUGGGGCCGCAUCGCAUAAGCGACCCGUUAGCAGCCCCCCCUCACAGAAACGGGAGGCGUGUGCUUUGGAAACAGUUUUGAAGGGAAACGCUUUCUCCAACGAAACGGAAAUGACUUCAGCUGGAGGAACGGAGAUCUGCCGCUUUGUUUCGGCCGAGGGGCAGUCCGUGUUUGGGAAAAUGUCACAUCUCACCCAGCUCGCCGUCUGAAGCGUCUGGACCGUGGGGUGGUUUACAUUCUUACCCGAAGCCAUGUUUGCCGGGAUGGUACGGCUGGGGACGUGGCCCCCGAACGCCUCCGGGGCUGACAGCGCUGCCCUCCCGCCGCACCCGGAGAUGAGGAGAGCAGGUGGUCGGGUCACGGUGCCAGCAGGUCGAGGCUCCCGAAAGAGGCUUCCCAGGAGGCCGGGGUAUAUGAGGCCGGAUCUGCAUCGACAUUCAUGGAGUGCAAUCGAAGGGGAGGGCCAGAGCCUCAGUUUGACCAAUGGGGAGGCUUGCCGCGCUGUGAAUGACAGCCAUCGCACUGCUGUGCAGUCCGGCCCACUGAAGCUGACCCAUCCUCCUUCCAGUGAAGUCUUCAAGCCCAGCCUGUGCCUUAACAGUGGGAUUUCACUCUCCACAGUCCCCCAGGAGGCCUGCAGGCCUACCCCCAGGGAAGCACCUAAUCGGGGGUAUCACCUGGGCCCUCAUUCUCCGAAACCCGUGAAGGAUAUUCAGAGCUCACCUCAUCGGGAGCAGUUUAACUCCAGUUUCAGCUUCAUCAGACUCUCUCUUAGUGGCAGCCAAGGGAUGGAUGCUUGUCCAGGUUCCCCUGCACGAUCAGAACCCAUAUCGGUCCCCCCGGCCCAAUCAGCACCUGUGUGUGUUUCGCUGGGCCAAUCAGGACCCGUCACUGAUGUCAGUGGCUGCUCGUUUAGACUCUCAGGUUCCCAGCCUGCUGCCUCAGAAGCAGGUGGGACUCCGAGGCGCUCAUUUAGCAGAGAUUUGUGGGGAGGGGCUGUGGUCCUGCCAUGCAGUGGUCCGGGAUGCCUGGCCGGUGCGGCCUCAAGCUCCGCCCACUCCAGGGACUGUCUCCCUGACUCCGACGCCGGCUCUGUGGAUGCCGAGGCCGCCUCCUCCCUGUCGGCCGACUCCUCCUCUGACUCCACCUCGGGCUCCUCCGUCACCUCGGGCUACGAGAGCGCCGUGCCCUGCGGUGACCGCGGCUGGGAGGCCCUGGCCAAGAAGUACGAGGGCGUCCUGCAGAAAUGCCUGCAGGGAAAUCAGACCAGUGCCAAGAUCGAGUCCUUGAUGAUGAAGUUGCAAGGCCUACAGCAGAAGGCAGUGCUGGAAGACGACUAUGACACAGCGGAGCGUUUCGGGAGGAAACUGGAUGAGCUGCGGCAGGAGAGGAGCACGCUGGUGCUGGGCCUGCCCUCCAAGCACCCCUCUGUGUCCCGCCUCCUGGAGCGCCUGCUGGUCGCCGUGCGCAGUGCCCAGCAGCGGGCAGCGGUGGGCAGCAGAGAGGGCGCCGGUUCCCAUGAAGGCCAGAAGGGAGCUUUGUCAUCGGGCCAGGAAGGUGCUCAGUGCCCCCUACUGUGGAGAGACCAUCUGCUCAAGGAGAAGCGGCUGGUCGAGGAGGAGAUGCAGGAGCUGCAGCGGCGGCUGGCCAGCCUGCGACAGAGGAGCACGCAACUGGAACGGGAGCUCCUGCAGGAGGAGCGGCUACUGGGGGGCGAAGGGGACGAAGGGCCGGCCUUGUGGCACUGUAGCCCCGCCCAGCUACACGAGCUCGGCCGGGCGCUGGAGGACACGGUGACAUCAGAGCACCGUGCGCAGCUCUGCACUCUCAGGCCCCUGGCCGUGCUCAGACUGCAGGAGAGAGAACAAGCCUUGAACACAUCCAUCAGAGAGGCUACAGCUAAAGUGGUCAUGAGUCAGAAGCUGGGCAGCAGUCUGCGGAGGAAGGUCAGCGAGAGCGAGACGCAGCUGUUGGCUCUGCACGAGGCCAAGAUGGCCGCCAUCUCAGGGGGCGACUUCUCCAGCGCAAAGGAGGUGAAGGUGGAGAUGAAGUGUCUGUAUGGGGAGCGGGACCAUCUGGAGGCUCUGGCCAAGAGACUGCGGGCUCUGAGCGCGAGGAGCAGCCAGGAGCUGGCCAGGAUGAAGGAGGAGCACGGCCUCCUGAAGGGGGAGCUUCAGGAGAGGGAGGCGCGCUUCGAGGAGGCGCUGAGGAGCGACGCCGUGAAGUACGUCGAGCUGCUGGAGGACAGGCUGCACAGCUGCGGCAAUGCGGUGGUGGAGCGCAUUUGGGAGGCCGAUCUGGAGGCGUGUCACGUUCUGCUGCGCAGCUUGCAGCUCCGGGCGACCGGAACCUGUGGCCCGGAUGUGGAAGAGACCCCCGAACCCGUCCCCCGUCCAGAGGUCCCGGCCCAUGACUGGUAUGAGCCGGACUGUGCCAUGUUGACAGCGCUGGGGGGGCGCUGGUGCCCCGAUGCCAACCUGCAGCAUUCGGAGUUUGCUAAGAAACUAGAGGAUUUUCUGUUCUGUAUGGAGGAGAGUCCGCCAGAGGACGUAUGUAGCGAUGCGACGGACAUCAUGGAGCAGUGCGAGUCCAUCGGGCUGCGACUGCAGGCCCUGGAGGAGCAGCUGGGGACGGCCCUGCUCAGCCAAGACCAGCCCCUGGCCCAGUCCCUCCAGGGGGAGGUCCAGGAGGUGAAGAGUAUGCUGCAUGCCAUGCUGGAGCAACUGAGAAUGGAGGAAGAUGAAGAUGAUGAGAAAGGAGGCGAGACCAACGAGGUGAAGCACGGAGAGGAGGACGAGGAUCCCUACUUCAGCGACAGCUGGGAGAUUUAGCAGGACACAUGGAUGGGCUGUGCUUUGGUGGCGACCCCCACCUGGGCCUGUCCCUGGUAGGGUGACACUCAAGGCUUAUGGCGUCUGAACCUCGGUCACCCACAGCAGGACGUGUGGCUGAAUCCUGUCACUGCCCUUACUUGGUGUCAUCUAUCAACUUACCGCCAUUCUGGGCUUGGGCCAGAUUCUACCCCGAACGCAGAGCCAGAUUCAUCAAAUCUGGUCUGUGGGGGGUGGGGGGGGUUUCUGUCCCCGUGGCAACUGCCCUGUAACCAGAGAGCUUUCGUGUGUUUCUUGUUCUGUCAGAGAAUUUUCUAAAGCGGUCACGGUUUGAUAGGCUAACCACUGAUCAACGUGAGGUCCCGUGUGACGCUGUGGACUAGCCGCGUCUCGUACGGAGGAGAGCACUGCUCUACUUAUUCAGGUCCAGUUCGAUGCCAAUGGCACGAUCUACAUUUAUCAGUCACGUUAGAUGGUGCCAUUUAGUCACAGAGUUUGUUCUGAUGUUUAGCCACUGUUUAAAAAAAAAAAAAAAAAAAAAAAAAAAACCACUUCUGUUCUAAGUGACAGAAACGACCAAAUUCUUUACAGAGGAAUAUUGUUUGAAGUGUCCCUUUUGUAUUUAUGCAGAUGGUACAUAUAUUAUUAAUCCGUUUUUACGGAUGCAUGUUGUUGUAACUGCUGUCCGAUUGUAGCCUUAACUAAGCACUUUGGGGUUCACUCCAGAAGAGGGGGCUCUAACUCCCCGCCCCCCCCCCAGCCGCCUUAUGACUCACAUUGGAAUUUUUACUGUGUCUCAAUUUUGGACAUAUUUAUUUUUCAGGUUCUUAAAUAUACCAGAAUUGCCCAA